CAGGAUUUGAAUAAAAACAGUUCACACAGAAACCUUUGUUUCAGUUUGAUGCCUGUGCUGAAAAAUGUGCACUUCUGCUUUGUGGCUCGUGUGUGCUAGCUUGCUGUUCAGCAUCUCUCUAAGCUGCUAUCAGUGCUUUGUUGACGUGCAAGACAGUCUUCGUCUGUGUUGGGGUCACAUUUUGACGGAGUACAACAUUAGAAAUGUUGAUGCCUGCUUCAGAAAGCUGGACCGCAUUUUCAACAACAACGAGCGAGUAAUUGAGGCUGGCAGAGUAGGUGAAGGCUAUGACAAACAGCUGAAAGAAAUUCUGAAUGCGGAGAUGCUUCCCAUGGUUGAAGAGUUUGACAAGAAGCUGAACAAAGACACAGUGUAUGAGGAAAGGUUGCAGACAGCAGCAGACAAUUUCAUCGCAGCUGCCUCCAAACUGCCUAGAGUGUCUGGAUGUUUCCCUCCAUGUGGCUUCCAGAGUGCAGGUGCAGAAUACAACUGUAUUACCUGCAGUUAUGACUCCUGUGAAUUCCCUCUCGACUGUCCAAUUAAAGAAAUUGAAGUAACAGAGAACAGCAGGAGCAGAAUGCAGUGCGAUGUGCCAUUUCAUUUACCAAAUGAUAUCGAGGUGAUCUGGAGGUUCGCAGAAGAGGUGAAAACUCAACAAGUGGAUCAGUUUAAAGAAAUGACUGCAGGGGUGGACAAGCUCUAUUCCAUCCCUUCCACCAGCUUGCAACAUCAGGGCACCUACCAGUGUGAGAUCUACUCGGGCCAACGCUCUAUUGUCAGACUGUACUACUAUCUCACAGUGACCCCCCAGGUUGUGGCAGGCCACACAGAGCUGCAGGAGAUAUUCGACCUGUCUCUCCUCCCAGGAGGGCGGUUACUCCCUGUGCCGAGUGAUCCUUCCCCCUCCCUCCUCCCCCCCUCCUCACUGCUUCUCACCGCCUGUUUAACUGCUACACUUCUGCUGCUCUUCCUCUCCCUGGGGGCUCUGUUUUGGUCAUCAACCCCAGAACAAACAAGUCUUCACGCAGAUGGAGAUGAAGAUUUAGAAUUAUGAGAGAUGGGAAGACACUUGUAGUGCAAUAAAGAGCUUUUCAUCAGUCCUCUGGUUUCCUAUACAGUG
This is a messenger RNA of Scatophagus argus, 1120 nucleotides long. It is a transcript of the gene spaca6, whose product is annotated as sperm acrosome associated 6. Bases 65 to 1054 code for a protein of 329 amino acids. The record is from RefSeq and is a predicted model, not a curated record. Gene Ontology annotation, biological process: fusion of sperm to egg plasma membrane involved in single fertilization. NCBI's taxonomy places the organism in Eukaryota, Metazoa, Chordata, Actinopteri, Scatophagidae. The transcript is spliced from 9 exons.